This is a messenger RNA of Pochonia chlamydosporia 170, 396 nucleotides long. RefSeq lists its product as hypothetical. The transcript has a single exon. The record is from RefSeq and is a predicted model, not a curated record. NCBI's taxonomy places the organism in Eukaryota, Fungi, Ascomycota, Sordariomycetes, Hypocreales, Clavicipitaceae. Bases 1 to 396 code for a protein of 131 amino acids. Gene Ontology annotation, molecular function: iron ion binding; oxidoreductase activity, acting on paired donors, with incorporation or reduction of molecular oxygen; heme binding.
AUGCACGAAAAGUAUGGCCCAAUAGUACGAAUCAACCCCGAAGAAGUCCACAUCAAUGAUGCCGACUACUACGACGAGGUGUACACUGGUGCUACGCGCAAGAGAGACAAGUGGCAUGUGUUUGCACGUCAAACUGGCUGGCCUGAAUCCGGCUUCGGUACGCCAAACCACGACUUACACCGGAUUCGUAGGGCGGCGUUGAAUCCCUUCUUCUCCAAGGUCAAAGUUCGCAGUUUGCAACCUCGGAUUGAGAAGGUGCUAGACAGCUUGGCGCAGAGACUUGAGGGAUUUCUCAACUCUGGUGAGCCACUGUCCAUGUCUUCGGCGUAUGCGGCAGCCAUUAAUGGUAAUGAUAUACUGAGUGCAUUGCUUUUCAAACGGAAUGACUCGGCAUAG